AGGUUUUCUACAUGUUUCAAAUCAACAUCUUGGGUGCUGCAUUCUUCAUUCGAUCGGACGUCCGAUUUUAGAAAUUUUUGUUUCCUUUCGAAAAACUAUUGUGUGGUGCUCAGUAACAAUUAAAUUCGUGAUUCUGAAAGGGGACACUUGUAUACACACACACACACACACACGCGUCAAAAUGGUUCUGCUCCGAAAAAUAUUGUCCAGCGCGAAGCGCAUUCCAAUGAUUAAGUUCCGGAAGGGAGGACCUUAUCCGGACAGUGCUAGUGCCGGCCAACAUGCAUCCGCUGCUUCCACAGGAGCCGGAGGAACCCAAACGAGAUCCGCUUCGUCAGGGGAAGCCAUUGAGGAGUGGCAACUGCCGGCUAGAUAUCGUAGAAAACAGAUUGAUGAGGUUGAAAUGGAAUGGAUUAACCGUGGAGGACCACCGGCAUAGUUUGUUUACUUUUAUCUUAGAAGGGGAUAAUCCUAGUCACUCAUACUGCACGCAAACACAUUCAUCAAUCGUCAUCAUCUGUAUACAAGUAUCUUCCCAUCAAUGCUCGCAGUCUGUGCGAUUCUGAAGCUCAAUCACGUUUUAGGGAAACUUUGAAUAAUCAAACUUAAAAGACGCUGUUUGGGUUUGUAGAAAGGAAUCUGUCGAUAUCAACGAAGGUGCUGUAACUAAAUUAACAUCAAAAUUAUACAAGUUCUCAUUUCGAAAUGGAAAUUACGUAUUCCUUUCAAUUGUCGUGUCUUGUAGAAUUUAAAAGCGAAGGAACAUCAUUUUUCUAUCAACUGCGGAAGACUAGUAUCCUAACUAAUUGUAAAAUUGUAUUUAUUACGUAUGGUUCAAAAAUAGACUUAUUACUUGCGA
Molecule: messenger RNA, 859 nt
Organism: Toxorhynchites rutilus septentrionalis
Lineage: Eukaryota; Metazoa; Arthropoda; Insecta; Diptera; Culicidae
Exons: 2
Coding region: 182-439 (85 amino acids)
Biological process (GO): 2-oxoglutarate metabolic process
Source: RefSeq, a predicted model, not a curated record